Messenger RNA from Trachymyrmex cornetzi, 4436 nucleotides. It is a transcript of the gene lin, whose product is annotated as protein lines homolog. The transcript is spliced from 2 exons. The record is from RefSeq and is a predicted model, not a curated record. The coding region runs from base 1118 to 2944 and encodes 608 amino acids. Lineage: Eukaryota; Metazoa; Arthropoda; Insecta; Hymenoptera; Formicidae.
GGCGGGGGCGCCCCGAUCGCUGCUGAGUUGCCGAUGAUCGCGCGCUUAUUUAUCGCGCACAUCGCACGGCAUUUCGUUACGGGCGACUUUAAUCAGCGAUAAACGGCGUAUUUCGCGCCCGCGGAUCGUCAUACAGAACGGCGUGCGCGUCCGCCGGCAAUUGGCCGCGCGGUAGCACCGCGUACCGCCCCCUCAGUACGUUAUGGAAUGCGCGACGGACUGCUACCGUGUUACGCGGCUCCGCACGAUGCCCGGCCGUAGAGGCACGCCAACGGACCGGAAUACGUACGUGCGACGCGGCCGCGGCCACGACGUCUCGCCGCCCGACACUGGACACGGUGCGUCAGGUACGUGCCUCUGCCAUCGACCGUCGUGCACCCUUCGACCGUUUGUCGAUCACGCGAGUCCCCGUGUCAUAUCUCGCCGCCGCCGUCGCCGUCGGUAGCACAACGUAUACGUGGCAACAGAGCGAGUGUGGCCGCUGUGCCGUGCGAGCGCUGUGUGCUCCGUGGGUGUCACUUCCUAGUCCGCGAGGAAUCCCGUGGCGUGCGUUCGCCACCGAUUCGUGGGGAUCCCGCGUUUCAUCGCGUAUCCCGCGUAACGUAACGUAACGUGACCUUACCGCGUCCCGGAACGGGGAUCAUCAGCCCCGUGUCCAACGCGACGCGCGACGGGGACGGGGACGGGGAGACGAGAACGGGACGCGACGCGACGCGACGCUGCGGAUCCCCGUGCGUGAUCGGAACCCCCUCGGGGGUGUGCUCAACACCUCGGUCGCCCGUCGACACCGGAACGUCGGCGUCGUCGACCCGGUCUUACGUUCGUCCCGUUCUCGCGCGCGCGCGCGAUCUGCCAUUGAAGACUCCUCUCUUAUCUUGGAACGAGCGAAUUCCUGGAUCUUGAAGAAUGGGAGGAGUUUAGCGUCGUCGAGCACGUUGCCGAAGGAUAUUGAGCUGCCGUUCGCAACGUCUUUUAGGAGCCAGGAAGCAGUCCCUUCUCAGCGAAGAUAGCGCGGUGGGAAUUUAUAAUGGUGUAUUCCCGGUGGGCCUGCUUAUUAGCUGACUACAAUGGCUAACUACAAUGGACUGACACAGAAUACGAUCAACUUGAUAUUUGGAUGCUCCUCUCUUUGCGGCAUCACUUGCAUAAAAGAGCUAGCUUGACGAGAGUUGAUGGUGCACCCUGUCGCUGUUGUCCUCCAGUCAACGUAAUGGAGGAACCGGUUAAAAAAAAGCAGCGCAUUGAGAUUAGCGCAGGUAGCAAAAACUUGCUUGCUGAUAUCGAGGAGCUGCAGAGGAACCUGCUAGCUCGAUGUUUAUGCAAUAUGCCGGAGAGCAGUUUGCGCAAGCCAUUCACCAGCUUCACAGUGGAGGAGACUGACGGUAGCAUCCGUUAUGCUGUUCUGUCUGAUUGGGACACGGUUCAAAUCCUGGAGUAUCUUAGCGCCCUACAGCUGCUGUUCGAGCUGGCUAUCAAGCAGAACGCGAAGAACGUUAUGUGCAAACGAGUGGUGGAUGUCUGCGACGCGGUGGCGCGAAACGAGCACGGCAUCGUCGAUCAGAUUAUCGACCUGUCCUACACGACCAAUAAAUUCGUGUCGUACGCAGCAAGUCGCGUGAUCGCAUCGUUCUUUAUCGUCACGAGAGACAAUGUGGAGGCUGCCUGGCUGGAGAAACUCACGCAGUCCCUAGUUAACACACACUCGCCCAACCAGAUGUUGUUUACCCUAGAUGUGGUCAAGAGAGUGGUCGAACAUAAAGACUGUAGUAUACAUCCAGAGGAUGGAGACACAUAUUUGCCACCACCCGGUUGCAAUACCUUCGUCAUCACCGACUUUGACAGUACGACGAUCAAAGCAAUGUGCGUGAAGGCGCUCGAGUCUAAGUGGACCAUUCUUGUGUCCAAGUUCAAUGACAUUCUUGGGGCGUACACGCCGCAACACGCGUCCGUUGUCAUCACGUUUCUACAUUUGUGGGAGACCAUUAUUUCGGUUAAAGCCAAUCUUUCUGUCAUCGACACCAAGACAUUUUACUCGCAGUUGAAUAAUCUCGUACUGUUAUUAAAUGCUAAUGUGCCAGGCGUAAUCUGGCGACAUUUGCUUAGACUCUUCAACGAGGUACUGUGCUACGGUAGUACUCUAGCACUACAAGACGUACUACCGGACGAGCCGUGCUCCCUGGCGCACCUGAUCGUGCGUGCCGUCAAGGAUUGGCGUCUGCUCGACGCGUUGCCGUAUCGUCACGGUUCUGGCAGGUUUGGCGGUGGCACCAGCGAGGGUGAUCGUCCUCUGCUGCAGAAAAUGGUGUUGUUAGUGCUGAAAAGCGUUGCCGUGACAGUACGGGAGACGCGCAGCGACUCUAGCGACUCGUCUCUCGGUUCUGAAGUCCAGGAUCUCGAUGAAGACAUGGCGGUAAUAGAGAGGAGUAUUCGCGAGGUACUACGUCAGUUGGACCAGUGCGUAAAGGCGUUGAUGCCCUUCCAUCCGGAGAUGCCGCUGUCGCAAUGGGUCGUCCAGAUGUUUCAUGACCAGGAUGAUUUUCUCAUAGAGGGUAUGGUCUGCUGUCUAGAUGUUGCCGUGGGCUUAUUCUAUCGAGGUCCACCACAGAAUGAUCUGGGCCAGAUGCUCAGCCCUACGUUGACCUUCGUGCAAUUCAUCCGCGCCGUGUCGCACGACCCGGGCGUUCUGCUGGAUCUGCUUGUCAGCAACGAAACUUGCUUUUUGCUGUAUCUUUUGCGAUUUCUCAAGUACAUUAAACGUAAUUGGAUUGAGUUCGUCAGGUGCUGCGGCCGUGAGCUAGACAACACCAUGACUGUACUGAUAAGACUACGGCUGUCCAUUGAUCGGCUGGUAUCCAAGAAUCUGUUCCCUUAUAAUAUUAUUCCGGUUCUUCGUCUACUCGAGAAAUGCGAAUCUUUUUACGAAGGUAACGUGGAGAACGGGUAACAAUCUCGUGUAACAUAAAGGAGAUGUUUGGAGAGAUUUGAAUCGCCACCAAGUCGACUGAGUGUGUACAUUGUAUGAACGGAAGGAAGUAUUCUCCGAUCUUAGCUUGGAAUAUCUAUCUAGACUCAGAGAAUGUUUCCAUUUAUACAGUUCCGUUCACACUAAAUUUUGCCAUCUGUAAAAUAUCAUGUGUAGUGUACAGAUUGCCGCAUACCGUCCCGUAAACGCGAAACGGCCGGACUGACUCGCCGAUUCGUCUUCUUGAGUUUUUCGAGCAUCGAUGUCAAGGACAGAUGUCUUUAAUGCUCAAAAAACUCAGGAAGACGAAUGCGUUUCUUAUUUAUUAGUCUUUAGCGAAAUUUUUCAAUGUAGCUGGAAUUACAAGAUGGAAGAACUUCCGUCUGUUUACGAAUUAGCGGAGUGUUGAGAGUUAUUCAACCGCGAUCAAGUCGGAGUACAAAAAAAAAGAACGAAAUUCGCGUUGAUUAAGUCUCAAAACGAAACUUCAUUUGUGUGUCUUACAGAAAUUUAAUACUGGACAAUUUAAUGUUGGAAGUUACUUAUUUUAAAAGCACUAAACAGUUCCAGUCAGCCAAGUCUGUUGAAAACAAAUUUUGUUGACAAAAAGUACUAAAUUUGAUGCAAAUUCUGUUACAUUCAAUGGAUAUUAGCAAAUUGGUGGCAGAUAUACAAUAAAAUCCACUGACAAAAUAUGAGAAUAAAUUGUUGGCAAAAUCGUGCAAAACUUGUUGACAAUCUGACAGCAAAUUGAUAGCAAGAAUCAAUCAAGACUGACCAAAGCUUUGCUUGGUUCUUACUGAUUAAAUUUUGCUAUCACAUUAGUCAGAAAAUUUUAUUAGCAAAAUAUAGGCUUAAGAUGUCAAUUUGCCGAAUAUUUUGAUUGAACUUGCCAAUAAUUUGUAAGCAAAUUAUUAUUUUGCUAACUAGGAGUGUUUUUAAUACUCAAGACAAAUAAUCAAUCACUACUUUCUAGUACUAAAUUUCUGUAAGGGAUGGUGCUAUGAAUUAUAUUUCUGACACCAUUGAAAACAUACAUAUUGAUGUAUACCACUAGUGUAAUAUUUAUAUGUAUACUUCGAGAGCUAUUUGUACAAUUUCCAGUCACACUUGUAAAUGUAACUUUAUUGUAUUUUCAUAAAAUACCUGAGAAAUCUGUACAUAUCUCACAAACAUCAGAGCUGACUUUGUUCCAAAUUUUGUGUUGGACGAAGUUACAUAAUCUUCCAAUAAUUCUGAAGGAAAUUAAAGGAGAAAAUUCUUGUUAUAUUAGUCUCGCAUAAAUUAUAAUGCAGCAAGUAGAAAAGAUGUAACAUAUAGAAAAUUAUGUUGUCAUCAGGUCUGGUCUCGUACAGCUUAAAUAAAAACAGACAUUUUGUAGUCUCAGAUUCCUAAUUUAAGAGCAAAGAGAAAUAACGUAAAAUAUAAUUUGCAAAUGUCAAUGUUAUGGAGAAUAAUAUAAUAAUUAAACGGC